UGCAGUUGGUCACCAAUGGCCGACUUGAAGUAAUUUGUAUGAUUGUGACAAAGGAUGCUCUGUUUGACAUCAUGUCCUCUAGUGCAUAUGAACUUUCAUGAGAUUUUUAUUAAAUAUUUUGGGACAUACGGAGGCUUGAAAAAUUAUUUUCUGAGAAGAAGAGUUUGACAAAUUUCUUAAUGGAGUUUAUAGACUCACAUGUGCACAAAGCAUGUAGAAUGAAAUAAAUGAACGUUGCACGUUGUGAAAAUUACUUACUCUUUGAAACAGUGAUUUCGUUGAGCCAUUUGAAGGGUCGCUAUAAAAUACAAAAUGAUAAAUAUGAAUAAUCGUAGGCGUAUACACAGUUUCACUUAUGUCAGCUCUUGUGUGAAAUACAUGAUCUUUAUACUUAAUUUUGUAUUUUGGUUAUUUGGAGGACUAUUGAUCGGAGUUGGCUUGUAUGCCUUUGUGGAUAAAUGGCAAGCUACGGGAUCUGUAAGAGUGGAGAAUGUUUACGAUGUAGUUUUAAACAUUUCCCUUGUGAUGGUGAUCGCAGGAGGUGUUGUUUUUAUUGUUAGUUUUGCAGGCUGUGUAGGAGCCCUUCGUGAGAAUACUUGUCUUCUAAAAUUUUAUUCAUGGUGCCUACUCGCCUUCUUCCUCCUCGAAAUGGGCGUAGCUAUAGUGGGUUUUGUAUUCCCCCAUACUCUGCAAUCUUUGUUAGAGGAAUCAUUUACUGACAAGAUUAUACAGAUGUAUCGGGAAGACCCUGACCUUCAAAAUUUUAUUGAUUUUGGUCAACAAGAAUUCAAAUGCUGUGGGCUGAGUCAAGAGGGCCAUAUGGAUUGGGGAAAGAAUGAAUAUUUUAAUUGCUCCAGUCCCAGUGUAGAACGUUGUGGAGUGCCAUUUUCAUGCUGUAUGAAUGCAACCGAUAUUUCUAGCGGACUGGUAAACAUAAUGUGCGGUUAUAAAGUACAGAUGCUCCCUGUAUCCGAGGCUAGCAAAAAGGUCUGGACGAGCGGUUGUAUAGAGAUCGUCCGCAGUUGGGCAGAGCGGAACCUUUACACUAUAGCAGGCAUCGCCCUAGGAAUUGCUUUGAGUCAACUUUUCGUCAUAUACUUGGCGAAGACUUUGGAAGGCCAAAUAGAGCAACAGAGGGCAGGCUGGUCUUCCUGAGCCUGACCACCGACCACCUACCGCUAUAGGACCAGUUCAUCCGUAAGCAGGCAGGUGGUCAGUCCGCGAUUGGAAGAUCAACGAUCGGAACAAGAGUCGCAGACUAGUGUGAAUGCCCGAAUGGCGUUGCUCGUCCUCUUUGCUAUCAUUCUUUACAUACUUUGCAUGUUAUCGCUGGUUAAACUCGUUUCCUUUUUCAAGACUUUCUUCCUUUCGUAUCUUGGAAGACAUUAAUCUCUUCAUUUCGUUGUACGAACGAGUCUGUGAAAACAAUAUGCGGUCUCAGAUGUAAUCUGCUACUCAGGUUCAGGCACUGAAGAAUUGUGAUGUUAUAUCCGUAUAUGUUUUCUGCUUUAAUAUUAUUCACUGAAAACCUAUUACAAAUUGCUAAAUCUAGCAAAUUCAUAUUGUAAGUUUUUUUUUUAUUUUGUUCAACGUCAUUAAGGGGGAAUUCUCGUGUAUCGUUUUUAAAAAGUAAUUUUAUUUUUUAAAUUGAAUAUACAAUGUCUCUAAAAUAUGCACACAUUUUAAGAUCGAGAUAAUGAUCUAAGUUACAGUCAUUUUAGUGAGAUGCGUUAGAUUAUUAAUUACGACGAACUAGUCGUUGUCUUUACAAAUGUAAAAAUAUCCGAAACAACUGUAAAUAUAACCGAGUAACGCACGUCAGAAUUCCUCAGUUAUAAUAUGCGUGCUGCCAAAUGCACAACACUUUGUUUCCUGAUUAAAUUUUUAAAUAGAAAAUAAAACAUAGGUCUGAGUGGACCGAAUCAUUUGAAACUUUA
Messenger RNA from Orussus abietinus, 1937 nucleotides. RefSeq names its product tetraspanin-33. The record is from RefSeq and is a predicted model, not a curated record. Lineage: Eukaryota; Metazoa; Arthropoda; Insecta; Hymenoptera; Orussidae. Gene Ontology annotation, biological process: protein maturation; protein localization to plasma membrane. The transcript has 5 exons. Gene Ontology annotation, cellular component: membrane. Bases 313 to 1155 code for a protein of 280 amino acids.